GCGCUUUCGUUCGAUGCCAUGCCUCCAAUGUCCUCGGACUUCGUUCUUCAUGUCGUCAGUUCACGUUCGAUAUUUGUGUUGUGUGGUAACACGUAACGGUAAGCGGUGAAACGGCGAAACGGCGAAACGGUGAAACGGCAGCCAGGCGUCCGCCACAGCGCCCGACUUCGGAGUAAACGGGUACGACGAACGCGGUGCGUCGCGGAUUUUCCACCCAAACAAAAAAAAAGGAAUCAUAAAACUCCUUCGAGCAGUGUAUUUGUGUAUCUGUGUGUGUGUGUGUGCGUGCACGGGUGUGUGCACGGGGAUUCCCUUGUUGCAUUUGCAACAAUCAAAAGAUUAAGAGAAAGCAACGCCCCAAAAAAGAAAGGAACCAAACAGCGCCCCCAAAAAAAACACGAGAAGGAACCUCUAAUACCCUCUAAAGGAAGUUACCCCCACAAAUGAUAUACCCUCUAAAAAAGAGAUAGAAAAUGCUCUAAAAAAAAGAUACAAAACCCCUCAACAAAAUAAUUCGCUAACCGGAAAGUCGCGCCAAAGCAGCCAACAAAUUUCAAGUGUUUUCUCCCAUUUUCCGGACUACGGAGAGUGUGUGUGCCAGUGUGUGUGCGUGUGCGUGUGUGUGGGGCAUAGGCGCCAACUUGCCCAACCAAAAAAAAAAAAAAAAAAUAGUCAGAGGCCGCCAAAUGGCAGCGGCACCAGCGGAUGCCUAAAACAAGGCUUUUAUCUCCAGAAAGAAAAAAAAAGUGAAAGAAAGAUUAAAGAAAAUUAAAUUUUCGGCAGAAAGCUUUUCCUUCGCAAAUGGUGUUGAAAAGCGUGAAGUGAAGUGUGACAAGAGGAGGGCAAGAAAAUCGUGGGAAAACCAAGGAAAAUCAUUGGCUCAAAUCAAAGUCAAGGAAAGGCCGGGAACGGACUAUUAAACGCAACUGCAGUCGCCGCCGCGAUGGCACAACAACAGCAACAGCUACUCGAGCAGGGGCAGGAGCAGCCAGCGGCGCUGAGGGUGUUGAGCACGUGAAUGUCUCUGUAAAAUGUCCGCUUGCAUGACAAUCGUAGCGUGCCGGCAUUCAGAAAACGCAGCAGAAGAAACAGCAGCAGCCGAGCGAGGCGUACGUGAAGUGUUUCCCAAGCAGCAGCAGCAGCAUCCGCAGUAGGGGCAAGGACACAUGCCUCAUCAUCCCAGUGCAGGCAAGGCUUAGCACCUGCACCCCAGAGGCGCAGACAGCAGCAACGGCACGGCACAACGCAUGGAAUAAUUCAACAACAGCCACGUUUUUUUGUUGCAAACAAACUUAUCGCUGGUUUUAAUUAAUAAUAAUACAAAAAAAAAAAAACACGAGAGGAAAGAGCGGAAAAAUCUUUACAGAAAACAAGAGUACAGAAAGCGUAAGCGAAAAAACGAGGCCACGCCACAAACAGCAGCUAUCUUGUGGUCAAUUAUACAACGCGAACAGAGAGCAGCGAACAGCGAACAGCGAGCACAUAAAAAACCCUAUAUAUACUACAGUAAAACAACAACAGAGGGAAACGCAAGCAGAGUAAUCCAACAGCCAUUUUUGACCAAUAAUAAUAAUGGUCGUGUUGCUGCAUUCGAAGCGACAACUGCCGCCAGCAGCAGCAGCAGCAGCAGCCUCAUCGAGGACGAGGAGAAAACUCGAGAGGACAAGGACAUGGCCGUCGCUGAUGAUGACGACGAUGCUAGUGCUCUUGAGCGGCAGCAGUCGUGCGGCGGGCAGCAGCUACAGCUACAGCAGCGGCAGUGGCAGUGGCAGUGGCAACCUGAGCGCCCCCCAGCGUGGCACCCUUACGGCAACAAAUAAUGGAGGACUCGUGUUGAUCGGGAGCAGCUCCACUUCCAGCUCGAGUUCCAGUUCCAGUUCCGUGCCCUCAUUAUCCCUUACUUCAUCAUCGUCCACCUCUUCCACGAGCAGCAGCAGCAGCAGUGGCAGUGGCACCAGUGGCAGCAGUUCAUCUUCGUCUGGCUCUGGCCCUGGCGCCGGUGCCUCAAACAGUGGCAACAACCGCAGUGGCCGCCUGGCCAGCGGCGGUGGCGGCGGAGGCGGCGGCGGGGGUGCAGCAAGUGGCACGAAUCAUGAUCAAUUACCCGCCCAACUCUCCUCACGCAUCAUUCACACACGCAACGGCGCCAUCUCGGGGAUAAUUGUCCAAUUAGAUGGCAGGCAUUUGGAUCCGGUGGAGGCGUACCGCGGCAUACCCUACGCCUCGCCCCCCGUCGGCAAUUUGCGUUUCAUGCCGCCCGUUUCGGCGGCCAUGUGGUCGGGUGUCAAAAAGGCGGACAGAUUCAGUCCCGUUUGCCCGCAACGUCUGCCGGACAUCCACAACGAGACGGCAACGCUGGAUCGAAUGCCCAAGGGACGUCUGGAGUAUCUGAAGCGUUUGCUGCCGUAUCUGCAGGAUCAAUCAGAGGAUUGUCUUUAUCUAAAUAUUUAUGUGCCCAUACAAGUUGGUUCCCGGGAUUCCACGGGCAGUGGCGGUUCCUCCUCUGGCGGCAGUUCCGGCUCCUCCUCCUCAUCGUCGUCGUCUUCCUCCUCGUCGUCGGGCAGUGGAAAUCCCACAAAAUAUCCUGUGCUGGUGUUUGUCCAUGGCGAAUCAUAUGAAUGGAACAGCGGCAAUCCGUACGAUGGCUCCGUUCUGGCAAGCUAUGGACAAAUAUUGGUGGUAACCAUAAAUUAUCGCCUCGGAGUGCUGGGAUUCCUGAACGCCAACACGGACCGAUACUCGAAGCUGCCGGCCAAUUAUGGCCUGAUGGACAUCAUUGCCGCACUGCAUUGGCUCAAGGAGAACAUUGCUGCCUUUGGCGGGGAUCCCAACAGCAUAACCCUCGCCGGACACGGCACUGGGGCGGCGUGCGUCCACUUUCUCAUUUCAUCAAUGGCCGUGCCAGAGGGCCUGCUCUUCAAUCGGGCCAUCCUGAUGUCCGGCUCGGGCCUGGCCCCCUGGUCGCUGGUCAGCAAUCCGGCGAAAUAUGCCGCCGUCGUGGCCCACCACGUGAACUGCGCCUCGGACCUGCCGCACGCCCAUCUGAUGAAGUGCCUGCGCGAGAAGACGCUCGAGCAACUGCUGAGCGUCCCCAUACGUCCGCCCGAGUUCGGUUUCGCCUUUGGGCCGAGCAUCGACGGAGUGGUCAUCGAUGGCGGAGAUUAUGUGCCACCGGCGCCGGGCUCGGCGGCAGCUCAGGCCCAGGCGCAGGCCUCCACGGCCGCCGGGAAUGGCCUCGGCGGAGAGGCGGGUAUUGCCGCUGCCGGAGGCUGGGGCACGCCCGGACAACUGGAGAAUAUCGUAUUAAUGAGAAAAACUGCCAUUAACAAGUUGUCAAGAUACGACCUGAUGGCCGGGGUGACACGUGCCGAGGCCUUUUUCAGCUUCAAUUCGGGCGAUGUGCAAUACGGCAUCGAGGCGGAUCGAAGGUCGAGAAUUUUAAAGGCCUACGUGAGGAACACGUACACGUUUCAUUUGAACGAGAUAUUCGCAACGAUUGUCAACGAGUACACGGAUUGGGAGAGGCCCGUCCAGCAUCCAAUUAAUAUCCGCGACGAAACACUGGAGGCUUUGAGCGAUGCCCAGGUUGUGGCACCGGCAGCACAAACUGUGGAUUUGCAUUCGGCAGAUCAUCGAAACUCGUAUCUAUAUGUUUUUGACUAUCAGACGCGCUUCGGGGACUAUCCGCAGCGUCAGGGCUGCAUCCACGGCGAGGACCUGCCAUAUAUCUUUGGGGCACCGCUCGUUGGCGGUUUCAAUCAUUUCACGCGCAACUACACGAAAACCGAAAUCAGUCUAUCGGAGGUGGUCAUGUUUUACUGGGCCAACUUUGUGCGCACAGGCAAUCCAAAUGAACAAAUGGAAACGGAGCACAGCAGUCGACAGGAGAGGAGUCGCUACAAGACCAUCGAGUGGACGGCGUACGAGAGUGUGCACAAGAAAUACCUGAAUUUUGACACCAAACCAAAGCUCAAAAACCAUUAUCGGGCACAUCGUCUAUCGUUUUGGCUGAAUCUCAUACCGGAUCUGCACAAGCCGGGGGGCGACAAUGUCCCCGCAGCCCAUCAUCAGCUGCACGACGAAGACGAUGAGGACAACAAUAUCCCCAAUGAUGCCUCUGUGAAACCCCUGAAUCCCCCCUACACCUCGAGGGCUGCCAAUGCGGCGGCAAUGGGAAACUUUACGAUAUUCACGAAUCAAGUGUUCUCCCUGCUGAAUCUCAGUUCUCCCUCGUCCUCUCUGCAGCGGAACGGCACUCGUUAUGGGGGCAAUAAGAUCUAUCCCGACGACAUGAUGGAUCCGGACCAUGCGGCCGGCGGAGCGGCGAGUGCCUCGCAGGACAACGAUGGCUUUGCGGCGUAUUCCACGGCGCUGAGUGUCACCAUUGCCAUCGGCUGCUCCCUGCUGAUCCUCAAUGUUCUGAUCUUUGCGGGCGUCUACUACCAGCGGGAUAAGACGCGUCUGAGCGAACCCCGGCCGCAGACAAAGCUGAAGCGCCAGGAGAAUGGCCAGAUCCCGAACAGCAUCUGCGGGGACCUCGAGACCCUGACAAUCCACGCAAAGAGCGACCCCGGGACGAUUCUAUCCCAUCAUCAUGCCAUGCAACAUCACCAGCUGCCGCCUCCGGAAUUCGCCGACAUUCCGCAUCGUGCCCCGCCUCCGCCGAAGCACAUGAAAACGAUGCAGGACACAGGGGGCGGUGGCGGUGUCGGCGGCGGUGGUGUCCCACCAACGCAUGCCCUGCAAGUGCUGGGCAAUCAGUGCGGGACUCUGACCAAAAAGAGUUGCAUGAAGCAGACCCAGGCGCAGGCACAGCAGCAUUCCCCCUCGCAGCAGCAUCAGUCGCACCAGCAGCAGCAGCAACAACAGCAACAGCAACAGCACGUGGUAACACAUCAGCAACAUUUGCAGAAUCAUCAUAAUCAAAGCAUGACCACCGUUCUAACCACAGCCGGUGGAUUGGUGGUGCCCACCCCGCCCACAGUGCCAGUGAUUGUGGCAGCCACCACGCAGCACCACCAGCAGCAGCAGCAACAGCAACAGCAGCAACAUCCACUGAUGGAUGAGCUCCGUGUGUGACAUUAAUUGACCGUGCGUUUUAAAUGUGAUCUCUAAGCGCACAGUCCCUCAUAUACGCCCCCCCUACCAUCUCCCAUCUCCUUCCUUCCUUUCCAUUUCCCCUACAAAUUUCAGCUGUCGGUGAGUGUCCCCCUGGGUGAAUGGGUUAGAUCUAAUUGCCUCUCUCUCUCUCUCUCUCUAUAGCGCCGUAAGUGUAUGAAUGCCGAUGUGUCCUGAUGUAUCAGGAUUUAAAAUCCAAAGCUAAUACUCGCUGACCAAGCCAUAACUUUGUUGCUAGUUGAUUUUACAUAUAUAGAUCGUAUAUACAUAUAUUAUAUAUACAUUGUAUAUUGUACAUAGUUAUAUCUAAAGCUUAGAGAUUGUUGUUAGGAAUCAUUAUCGCCCAAGGAAAAGCGCCCACAACUUGGAAAAACAUUCAUUCUUUGCCAGAAAUCAUAGGGAUUUAUUUUUGGUUGAUUUUAUAGCGGAUAUUCUAGAAGAAAUUCGAUUCAAUAAAAACUUGACCAGAUACCAUGCGAUAAUUUAACUUUCGACCAUUUUCGAUUAGAAUUUAGACCAUUAUUAUGACUAUUAUUUUUACCAUUUUCGACCACUUUCGACAUAUAUUUCGACCACUUUCGACCUAUAUUUCGACCACUUUUGACAACAAUUUCGACAAUUUUCCACCAUUUUUACAAACAAUUUCUCCUACUACUUAGACCAUUAUUUCGGCAAUUUUUCGACCAUUUUAAUGGUAUGUUUCGAACACUUUUACAACUAUUUGAACAACACAAAUUUGACCACAUUUUACAAUUAUUUCGACCAAAAUUUCUACUACAAUUUCGACCAAAAAACUUAUAAUUUUCGAUCAUUAAUUCCACCAAUAUUUGUAAUACUACUAUUACACCACUUUAGACCUAUAUUUCGACCUUUAUUUUCGACAACAAUUUCGACAACUUUCAACCAUUUUUACGACCAUUUUCUAUUAUUCAUUAUUUCGGAUACUUUUCAACCAUUUUAUUGGUAUAUUUCGACCACUUAUGAGCCACUUUCUACAACUAUUUGAAGAAUACAAAUAUGACCACAUUUUACAUUUAUUUCGACCAGUUUUUCGACAAAUAUUUAUACUACUUCGACCUUUAUUUUGAACACUUUCAACAUUUUUCAACCAUUUUUUCGGCCACUUUCUAUUACUAUUUAGAACAUUUUGGCAGCAAUUUUUCGACCAUUUUAAACUUGAAUUCGACCAGAAUUUCGACCUAUUUUGUACCACAUUUUACUUUUAUUUCAACUAAUAUUUUUACCACAAUUUUGUUCACUAAUUCCAAUUCUAUUUCGACCACAAUUUAAAGUACUGUCCAACUCUUUCGAAACCAUUUCGACCCUUCUUUCCACCACUUUUGACCACUUUUCGACCAUUAUUUACACCAUUUUCUAAUACUUAUAAUACUAUUCCAAUAACUGUUUCACAGUGUGAUUUAAAUUUUAUUGUAAGCCCUUAUUAUAGCCCUGCAACGAGCUGUCUGUCUUUUCAAACCCGAUUAGGACCAAUAAAAAACACUCACAAAUUCCAAGUUAUGGAGCGAAAUCUUCCCCCUUCCUCUACUCCGUUCUGUUACUAGAUUAAAGUAUAAUAUUUCUCAGUAGAAAACCUAGGAAAAAAAUGAAAACCAAAAAAAGUAAAGAACAGAAACAUAAAUGUUAUUCUUCCAAAGACUGAAUUAUAAAUUGUGUACGCGUACGAGUACGAUUAUUGUGUGUAAAUAAUAGAAGAAAAAAAUAGAAGAAAAAACUAUAGGCAGUGGCAGAAAUAUGUAUAAUCUACUACACAAGAAAUUUAGCAGAGAAAAUACAAUUUCCAGAGGAAAACACACACAGAAACAGAACAGGAAAUCAAAUCAUGUAUAGGAGGCCUCCUGGCCGUGGCUCUGAAUGGAAAAACUAAACUUUUGGCCAGAGAGAGGAGGAGGAAAACAAAAGGAAAUUUAAACUGUUAGAAUUAAGCAUGCAGGCUACUUUGUUAUGUAACUAAAUAAAUAUUUAUAUAGCCAUUAAAAUUAAAUACGAAACGAUAUAAACUCGUACAAGCGUCGCCCUCUCUCUCUCUCUCAGUCUGUCUUUUUCUAGGAAUUUCUCUGUGGAAAUGUAGUUAAAAAUUCCAUUAGGAGAAGGCAAUUGAAAUAAGCAGUCGGAAAAAUACAUAAUUUUCAGCCCCCCCGCCCCACUCCCCCUGCUGUUCUGUUAUUCAUAAUUUCAACAAUUGCCCCGAAAAUUGUAAUUAAAAUGGAAAUUAUAUUAAAAAAAAAAAAAAGAGCAAAACGAGAGAGAGAUCAUUAAAGUGAAAACCGUGCGAAAAUUGCAAACAAUAUCAUGAAAAACCACUUGUAAAAUAUAUAUAAAAACGCAUUCAGAGGCAAAUAAAACCGAACCCAGGAAUGAAAAUGGAAAAACCAAUUGAAAAUAUAAAAAAACAUGCAUCUAUAAAUAUAUAUAUAUCCACAAUUGUAAUGAUGUAAACCUCUAGCAUAAAUAGCGAAAUAAACAACAAAAAAAGAAAACCAUAUAAAAUAAUAUGUAAUAAUACUACAUAUACGAGUAUUUAUAUAGUGUGCUGCAUAACGAUAUAAUUAAAACUGGGAAAAAUUCUUGAAAAUUUAUGGCAUUGCGUGCGUAACGGGAUUCUCUAGUGUUUAAAGCCAGUGAAAAUUCCACAAACUAAAAUGAAAAAGAAAUAGUGAAAAUCAGUAAAAAAAAAAAAAAAAAA
Molecule: messenger RNA, 7822 nt
Organism: Drosophila miranda
Lineage: Eukaryota; Metazoa; Arthropoda; Insecta; Diptera; Drosophilidae
Gene: Nlg3
Product: neuroligin-4, Y-linked
Exons: 13
Coding region: 1573-5079 (1168 amino acids)
Biological process (GO): chemical synaptic transmission; postsynaptic membrane assembly; presynaptic membrane assembly
Cellular component (GO): synapse; postsynaptic membrane; cell surface
Molecular function (GO): signaling receptor activity; neurexin family protein binding
Source: RefSeq, a predicted model, not a curated record